ACCAAAUUUGAGCAGAUCAUUUUGAUUUAUUAAUGAAAAAAGAUAGAAAUUUGUCAAGGUCUAGAAGAAGUCCAUCUUCAUAACUCAAAAUCAAAAAGACUCAUAAAGGUAAGCAAAAGAAAAACCGUAAUUCACAAACAUCAUCAUUUAAUACUAACUCAUAAUCACAAGAAAAGUAACUUAAUUUUAGAGAAGAAGGGAAACUUCUUUAUUUCAUAUAGAAACUAGAAGCUGAAAAGGAAAAGAAAGGUAUUUGUCUGAAAUUAAGUCACCUUAGUAUAUAGGAUACCUAAUCAACAGGUAAUUUAUAUGUAUCCAUUUUUAGUGACUAUUAACAAUGAUCUGAACCAUUCAUAAUUGAGGAGAUAAAUAGAAUACAGUAAUUACUAUCACUAAGAAUUUCAAUAAUCAAUAAUCGAUGAGAAUGUCUAUCUUGGAGAUUGUCUUGAAAAUCAAAAGAUUUCCCACUAACUUAGAGCAAAGAUGAUUGAUUGGAUGAUUGAAGUAUUAGGAAAUUAUAGUGAAACCACUUCCGAUGCUACUUUCUUCAGAUCAGUUGCCAUCAUGGAUUAUUACCUAUAAAAAUCAAUCACCCAAUAUUCAGAUAAUCAUCUUCAUCUUAUUGGUAUCACCUCCAUGUUUAUAGCUACUAAACUUGAAGACAUUCAUCAUAUUCCUUUAUAAGACUUUGUUGUUAGGGUCAGCCAUAAUAAAUACACAGCGUAUUUUUUCCAUUUAUACUAGGUCUAAAAUCAAAGCCAUGGAAUAAACAAUUUUAGAAACCUUGAAUUUUGAAAUCACUUUCCCAACUUCAUUGGACUUUUUACAUAAUAUCUUUUACUAAUGUUUUAGCUUAAAUCAUAAGUAAUCAUUUUUAUUAAAUUUUAGUCCAAAUUUAUAAAAUAUUUUAGAAGCUAGUACCUAUAUCUUAAAAUUAUGUCUGCAUGACUAUUCUAUGAUUUCAUUCAAUUCUAAUACUCUGGCAUCUUCUUCAUUCAUUUAUUCUAUCAAUUUCUUUCUCAAUUAACAUAAGUUACCUAAUCAAAAGUUAAUCAUCAGCCAAUUUGUAAUUUAUUUAUGCUAUAUCUAGAAUAAUAAAAUUGUGUAAAUUUCAUAAAUUGAUUUAAACGACCUUUAUUUAUGUUAGAAAAAGAUAGAAGAUUUAAUAAAUACUUUCUAAAUUAAGUAUCCUGAAUUUCACAAUUUAGAAAAGUUUCUAUGA
Messenger RNA from Paramecium sonneborni, 1222 nucleotides. NCBI's taxonomy places the organism in Eukaryota, Ciliophora, Oligohymenophorea, Peniculida, Parameciidae. The record is from the annotation of a GenBank genome assembly.